Messenger RNA from Varroa destructor (honeybee mite), 3515 nucleotides. RefSeq names its product RNA-binding protein 1-like. The record is from RefSeq and is a predicted model, not a curated record. Gene Ontology annotation, molecular function: RNA binding. Lineage: Eukaryota; Metazoa; Arthropoda; Arachnida; Mesostigmata; Varroidae.
GUGUUGUGAGCCUUGUGACGUCUCGACUGGGGUUUCUUCAACACAUUUCACCGACCGUUUGUUGGUGCCCGACUCAUGCCCGGCGAGACCCGCCGCAGCGCAUAAUAACUCGAGGGGAUUGUACCUUGAAUUGCGUGUAAGACAUUUCAAUUCACUUUGAUUUAAUGAAGAUCAUUGAUUCGGGCCUAUCUGUCAGAAUAUCGAGUACACUGGAGAACCGCGAACCCGAAUCGGGCGAGAGGACCGAUCUCUCUCAUCUUUAUGGGGUUAGGCUUACUGCAAAAGCCGCUGAACGCUUCGACGCCCACUCAUAAAAUAAUCGUGGUCGCAGUUAUUGCUUUCAAGCUCGUUGUGCCGUCAUCUAUAUUGAUUGAGAAGUCGAGCUGUUGAGAGCGAGUGUAAGAAAAUAUGUCCAGCCGCAACUGGGAUCUUAGUUGUAAAGUUUACAUUGGCAACUUGGCCAACCACACUUCGCGCCACGACAUCGAGUCGGUGUUCGCCAAAUACGGCAGCCUGCGCGAUGUUUGGGUGGCACGUAAUCCGCCUGGAUUUGCCUUCGUCGAGUUUGACGACUCUCGCGAUGCAGAGGACGCCGUACGUGCGCUUGAUGGAUCCAGGAUUUGUGGAGCACGCGUGAAGGUAGAAAUGUCACACGGCAAACGACGUAACGGUGGAGCCCGAGGCGGAAGGGCUCGCAGAUCUCGCUCUCGCAGCUACAAUCGCAGAAGAUCGUACUCGCGCAGCCGUUCAAGGUCAAGGAGCAGGUCGUAUGGUCGAGACCGCCGUGAUGGGGCUGGUCGCCGGGACAGAAGUUAUUCACGAAGUCCCUCAAGGUCUCGCUCCAGAGACAGAUCAAAAAACUUCGAGGGAACAUCUGCGGCUCUAUCACUAUUUGAGAGUACAUUUAUUAGUGAAUGGUUCGCGAUCAUGUCUAGCCGCGACUGGGACCUCACUUGUAAAGUAUACAUUGGCAACCUUGCUAAUCACACCUCGCGUCAUGACAUAGAAUCCGCAUUUUCGAAGUAUGGCAGCUUGCGUAACGUUUGGGUAGCGCGCAAUCCACCUGGAUUCGCGUUCGUCGAAUUUGAUGAUUCGCGCGAUGCUGAAGAUGCUGUACGCGCUUUAGAUGGAUCAAGGAUCUGCGGUGCGCGAGUGAAAGUUGAGAUGUCGCACGGAAAGAGGCGUAAUGGAGGUAUUCGUGGAGGUCGUGGGCGCCGAUCCCGCUCUCGUAGCUACGACCGCAGGAAAUCAUAUUCACGCAGUCGUUCAAGAUCUAGGAGCAGGUCAUACGGCAGGGACCGCGGAGCUCCGCGUCGUGAGCGAAGCUACUCAAGGAGUCCUUCAAGGUCGCGCUCCAGAGAUAGGCACUAAGCUGCCAGCGUAGUGAAUUGCACGAGAACAUGUGUCGAUACGUAGAUUGGAAGCUAUUAACAAGGUGAACAGCAGCUCAACAACUGAGGCAAGGGGCCUGAUCAGCUAGGAUAACGCCUCAUAAUGUCCGUAGGGGAGGUCGGAGGCUGAAGAAAAAGCGCUAGAAACUGAUAUAUAUAAGGCGAACGGUAGAUGAAGACCGAUCGAUUUAUAAAAGCUAUAAGUUCUAAAACAUCGCUAUGUUGUAAUGUAAGAAAGGACACGUUGGCGAAUAAGCCAUCUUCGAGAGGUCUAUGGUGUGGUUUCACUGCUUGGGUUCGGUGAUUAUAGUAGAAGAGGAGAUGCUGAGACGGCGUUUUCCAAUUGUAAACUUGGUAAUGAAGAAUGACAAAAUAAUCAUAAAUUAUUAUUAGUACUUGUGAUGGUAAUUAUGAUUAUUUUCAAUUGUGUAUAUUGUUUAAAUAACUAUCCGCACAGUUCGGUUAUUUAUGUGAAAAGGACAAUACCAUAAUACUAGCUAAUUAUGUGCUACGAGGCUAAUAAUAAUUAUGAUAGAGGAAAGUGUAUUAUGAUCUUUCCUCCAGUGUUUGCGUAAAAGUAAUUUUUGGCAAACAAAUAAAUGCACUGGGAAAAUGAAUGCACUGAAGCGCCAUUUCUGUUAACAUUAUUUAGUUUAACAAGCAUCGGAUAAGCUAAAAUGUCAUUCGUAAAUAUUGAGAGGAUAAGUUGUUGAUGAAAUUGCAGACAUUUAAUAUCUUUUCAGCCUUUUGAAAUAUAACUUCCUAAAUAUUAAGGUUUCUUGGUACUACAUUAUUAUAUUGAGGGCUUUGUGCGGUUGUGAAUUACAACGCGAUGCAAUAGACUCACAACAGAACAGGCAUUUUUAUGUAAUGAUUAUUAUAAAGAUCCUUUAGACUGAAUUGUCGGAAAAAAUGAGUCAUGUUGGUUUUAUGAUUUGAUUACCAAUUUCUUAAUUAGUUACCAAACUCAUUUUAUAUACGUAUUCUGGAGAUACUCGGACAACUAGCAACUGCAUAUUUUAAAUCAAAUACGUUUCUUGAUAUGAUCAGCAACAAAUCAACUGUGUCGUUCAGCUGUGUUUAAUACUGAGUCGACCAUUUACAAAAAAAAACGUGUAAAAAGGAAAUACCGUUGAAAUUCAGAGUUUUUCAUACCCUAACAAUUGAAUUAUUGACUAGGGUAGCUGAAACCCUUUUAGAUUAAGUCAUAGGUAGUUUAUGUUAUCCGUGGUACCAGAAGUUUUUAAGAAGUAAAGAUUUCCAUGCACUAAAAAAAUUAAAUGUGUACAUUUGUGAGGUCUCGGCACCAUGUGUAACCAAAAGAGCAGUUAUUUUCCUUUAAUGUUAAUUUUGUGUUCUUACUGUGUUAAAUGGUUCAAAAAGUUCCAGCGGUUUUUUUUAAUUUGUUUUACUUUUACUUAUGUUUGACUGGUUCUGGCCAAUUGUAAUAUAUCCUUCGAAUCGCUUCCUCUUCUCUGCAAAACUAUUGCAAUUGUAUUCUACAAUGAACAACAGCAUUUUACCUUGUGCAUGAGAUAAAAUUUACUUCACUGCAGAACGCAACCACAGCGUAUGAAAGAUAUAGCAGGCGCUUUCGAAUGACGUAUAACAUUUGGAAAUAUGCAGGCGAAUAAUAAAGCAAAAACGAAAAUUUGAAACAAUCGAAUGAACUUCUUUGACCUUAUUUGGCCUAAUCAAUAGUGAUGAUAAUUUAUAAGUUUUAUAUAUUUUAUAAGCCAAAGAACUGACGAAUUAUACAUUCCGCUACCCUGCACGGCGUAUCUAGCUCUGCGCAUUUUUUUUGUCAGUGUUAGCUAUUAUAUUAUUACGCAUAUCAGAUACACGUUCCGUUCAUAGCAUCCUUAAUUCGCAAUAAGUCCUCUGUAUAGCUAAAUAGAGUAACCUUACUAACCUAGAGAACUAAAAAUAAUGAAAAGCAAAAAUAGAGAAUUGUAGUAUGGUUCUCUCAAAAAAUGUUCCAGAGUCGGAAGCUAAGACACACUCCAAGCCGAGGGUAGGCGUAAUAUUAAAAAUCACUUAAAUGCUCACGAGCACCACGAUUUAGGAGAUCGUAUUCAGAAUGAACACCGAGUUUCAAAGUUUCAUGGCACCAUCACAUCAAGA